AUGCUAUUUGGCAUGUUAUCCGUUGGGUCAAUCUGCUCUUUCUUCUGCAUUAACUGUGUUUUGUUGUUCACUCUGAAGAGUAAGCAGGUGUUUUAUGAGACAUCCCGAUAUAUCCUGCUGUUCAACCUGCUCUUUGCAGACACUGCUCACCUGGUAUCAAACCUUCUGCUUUACUUACUGUCUUUGCUGAUAAAAAUUCCAUAUUAUGCAUGUGGUGUCCUAGUUCUGUUCUCAGUUUUCACACAGUCAAUCUCCCCUCUCACCCUGGCUGUGAUGUCACUUGAGAGAUAUGUGGCUGUAUGCCAUCCACUGAGACAUGCUACCAUCUUCACCAUGAGAAGCACAGGAAUGGCCAUUGUUGUGGUGUGGGCCUUCAGUUUUAUCCACAUCCUCAUUCGAGUUUUUAUGCUGGUGUAUGUGUUCACAAAAAUCUCCCUAAAUCUGCAUGCAAAUGACUUGUGCUCUAAAGAAAACAUUUUUUUCUCACCAAUCUUUCAUGAUUUUGAAAAAGCAUAUGCCAGCACUCUCUUUCUGUCAGUGGGUGUAGUAAUCGUCAGCUCCUACAUUGGUGUAGCGCUUGUAGCCAGGUCUGCCUCAACAGACAAAGUGUCAACUAGAAAGGCUCUUCAAACGCUUCUAUUUCACCUCAUUCAGCUAAGCCUCAUUCUCAUCGCCUCCUUGUUCUCCACCAUCAUUAUAGCCAUAGCCAGAACUGUGAGGAGAUCCGCCCUUAUGCGGAUUUACAAUGUAUGCUUUGUGUUCUUGAAUAUCCUUCCAAGGUGUUUGACUACACUCAUCUAUGGACUCAGGGAUCAUACCAUCAGACCCGUUCUCAUGCAAAAUCUGUGCUGUUGGUGGAGAUGCUCAGUGUUCCUCAACAAGAGCCAGUGA
Molecule: messenger RNA, 891 nt
Organism: Sebastes umbrosus (honeycomb rockfish)
Lineage: Eukaryota; Metazoa; Chordata; Actinopteri; Perciformes; Sebastidae
Product: odorant receptor 131-2-like
Exons: 1
Coding region: 1-891 (296 amino acids)
Biological process (GO): G protein-coupled receptor signaling pathway
Cellular component (GO): membrane
Molecular function (GO): G protein-coupled receptor activity
Source: RefSeq, a predicted model, not a curated record